Xyrichtys novacula (pearly razorfish) is the source of this 2664-nucleotide messenger RNA. The record is from the annotation of a GenBank genome assembly. NCBI's taxonomy places the organism in Eukaryota, Metazoa, Chordata, Actinopteri, Labriformes, Labridae.
UGAUGACUAUAACUUCUAGAGUGUGCAUGUGUUUGUGUGUCUUUUAUCACCUGCUAUGUUCCCACAUACACACACAGACACACACAAACCUGCACUCAUGCACACACAAUUAUACUGCUGGGGGAAGCAGAGAUAAACUCAGAGGUUUCUGUCACACUGAGUUAUUCAUCCACCAACACCAUGAAGGGAUGUGUCGUUUUCCUGGGACUCCUGCUCGUCUGUGUGGCAGCAGGUAAUAAAAAAAAGAGAAAAAAAAUCAUUUUAAAGACUUUUCUUUUAAAAUCUUUGGAUCUAAAUCAACAGAAAAACUCCUUCCUCUAUGAAACAGGAAACAUCUACUAUGGAGCCUGUAGUAUAUAUUGUAUUGUAUGUAUGGUAUCUGUUUUUGCCUUAUUAAAGUGCGUCAGAGGAGAGUUAUUGUAGCUGUUUUGAUAUUUAACGCUAAACGAAAAAGACAGUAAUGUGCAAGUGAAAAAAAAAAGUUUUUUACCAAGUGAAAUAAGGAAAAAUAUACAUAUAUGUACACAAAAAGAUGUUUUGACCAGUUAUGAAGGGGACUGUAGUGAUCAGUGGUGGAGCCAGACUAUUUUGGGCCAAACUGAGGAACUGACUCAUGAUGGGGUGGUAAGGUGGAGUAAACAAACUGACCCCAAAUCUUACCAUCGUCACUUCACCUACUUUCAAAACUAAAGACUUAAGAAAAUGUUAAAGACAUGUUUAAUAUUCAACAAGAAAAAAGGUAACAUUAAGAUUUUCCAGUCAACCAGAUAUAAGACAAAGAGAAAUGAUUCAGGGUUGUUUUUUGUUUUUUUUAACCAGGCUGUUCACAUGUUUGGCUUUCUAUAUCAGCCCUGUCCUGGCUGGACUCUGACAGCUUUGAUAGCCUACUGUGACCCCAAAUGAGAUUAGCAAUAUAAAUAUGUGAUGUUCAGAUGAACAGAUUAAGGGUUAUUAAAUAUGUGUAUGAAAAAAUAUGCAUAUCAGUACAACACCAGGGUAUUUUUGAUACAGACAAAAGGAGAUAAAAAAAACAAAAAGGAUAUUACAAUGAGUUUUCAUUUUCCUACUAUGAUCAGCUCACAAAAGGUAAAAAUUUUAGAGUACUACGUUAAUCGUUGUUAUAUUUAUGGUCUUAUAGUAAGUGCUUUUCUUUCUCUUACAGAUAAUGGGGAGAAUUCUAAUCUUCUGAGAAAGGUGUGUUUGUGUUUAUUUACAAGGAGAGAAAUGUGUCAUAACAGGGCUUUAAAUCAUGUGAUCAUGUGAAUGACUUUCUUCUGGUGUAGAGGAAGAGGUUCAAGCAUUAAAAUAAAGAGAUUCAUACUUGUUUUGUUGUUUCAUGUCCCUGCAGCCUUCCUGUCCUGACAUGGAGGAGAUUGUAGCAUGCCCUCUGAACCUGGCUCCAGUGUGUGGCAGCGAUGGAAACACAUAUGCCAACGAGUGUACUCUGUGUGCCCAAAGGCAGUGAGUACACACAGCUGCUUUAUUCACGGGGCCUUCUCAUUAUGCUGCACUCUCGUCCAGAUAAACACUGUCAGAGGAUAAAGGGACACUGCUGCUCUCUGGUGGUGGAUAGAUUGAAAGAGUGCAGUCUCAGUGGUGAGCUCUGAUUGGCUGAGAGCAGCAGCUUAUUUAAAAAAGCCUGGGAGUUUUUUUUCCAGUUGAGUCUGUUAUUCAUCAGCUAAACUUUGCAAGAAAUUCCCGAGUGGUAUCUAGGCAUGAUUAGAAAAUGAUAGUCAUAAUUUUAUUUAGCAAAUUAAAAAGCAGAAAGAUAAGCUGUUAAAACGAUUCCUACUUUUAUGCAGUGUGAUGAGGGUGGGAGAGUAGGAAGCGCCUCCCCUAUUAUGUAAAACUGCAUUUUCCUUGAGCCGUUAAAAUGUAACCAAUAGGACUAAAGUGUUUGACUCCUUUUAGGUGUGAGUUAUAAUAUCUUUGCAGCAUCUUUUAUCAGUGUUGUACUUUGUAAGUGGUUCCUGCACACUCAAGUCAGACAGGCUUGUUCUUAUGAGCCAAAACUGGAGACUGCAAUUGGGUAAAAAUGGCUGCCAUUACAGCAAACCAAAUUCUCUUGAUAAGUUUCUCCAAACAUGAUGUGAAACUUAUUUCAAGAAACUUUAAAAUAAUUGUUUUGCCUGAAAUAUCUUGAAUAAAGAUUUAUAUACGAACACGUCUGGUCAGUGUAGCAACAGAGAUAUGUUGACCACAAAUGAGACAAAUUCAUUGGAUGAGAUUUGAAUUUUUGUGGUGUUCACAUUGUUCACUCAGCAGGUGUUUUUUUUUUUUUUUUUAACUUUUGGCAAGUAGCUAAUAUUUAUAAAAUGACAUUGAGUACAAUACUCUAACUGAAACAAAAGUACUGAUUUAAAUACCACUCACAAAAAUGGGUGAGAAUACAUAUAAAAGCUUCUUGAUUUUAGUAAGACGAGUAAAUACAACAAGUAAUUUUCCUCCCUUGAUCACUGACCGUAUUAUCACACCUGACUGACUGACUAACCAUUACUGUGCUCUAAUUUUUCCCACAGAAUGACCAAGAUGGACAUUUUGGUCGCCAAAGAGGAGAGCUGCUGACCUGAUGAUGACACAGUUAAUCUGACCUGUCAGGAUCUAACUAAAUACACAACAUGGAUCUGUCAUGGAAAUGAUUAAUAAACUUCAAUCACUAAACAA